AAGUGGCGUCGCCGCACCGGAUGUGGGGCGGGGCCUUCCCCAAGAGUUUCCUAAAGCGAGAAAACCAAGCCGGCGCCUCUUGCAAUGGAGACGGUCAUUUCUUCAGAUAGCUCCCCAGCUCUGGAAAAUGAGCAUCCUCAAGAGACCCCAGAAUCCAACAAUAGCGUGUAUACUUCCUUCAUGAAGUCUCAUCGCUGCUAUGACCUGAUUCCCACAAGCUCCAAAUUGGUUGUAUUUGAUACGUCCCUGCAGGUGAAGAAAGCUUUUUUUGCUUUGGUGACUAACGGUGUACGAGCUGCCCCUUUAUGGGAUAGUAAGAAGCAAAGUUUUGUGGGCAUGCUGACCAUCACUGAUUUCAUCAAUAUCCUGCACCGCUACUAUAAAUCAGCCUUGGUACAGAUCUAUGAGCUAGAAGAACACAAGAUAGAAACUUGGAGAGAGGUGUACCUCCAGGAUUCCUUUAAACCGCUUGUCUGCAUUUCUCCUAAUGCCAGCUUGUUUGAUGCUGUCUCUUCAUUAAUUCGGAACAAGAUCCACAGGCUGCCAGUUAUUGACCCAGAAUCAGGCAAUACUUUGUAUAUCCUCACCCACAAGCGCAUUCUGAAGUUCCUCAAAUUGUUUAUCACUGAGUUCCCCAAGCCAGAGUUCAUGUCCAAGUCUCUGGAAGAGCUACAGAUUGGCACCUAUGCCAAUAUUGCUAUGGUUCGCACUACCACCCCCGUCUAUGUGGCUCUGGGGAUUUUUGUACAGCAUCGAGUCUCAGCCUUGCCAGUGGUGGAUGAGAAGGGGCGUGUGGUGGACAUCUACUCCAAGUUUGAUGUUAUCAAUCUAGCAGCAGAAAAGACUUACAACAACCUAGAUGUGUCUGUGACUAAAGCUCUGCAACAUCGAUCACAUUACUUUGAGGGUGUUCUCAAGUGCUACCUGCAUGAGACUCUGGAGACCAUCAUCAACAGGCUAGUGGAAGCAGAGGUUCACCGACUUGUAGUGGUGGAUGAAAAUGAUGUGGUCAAGGGAAUUGUAUCACUGUCUGACAUCCUGCAGGCCCUGGUGCUCACAGGUGGAGAGAAGAAGCCCUGAGCUGGGGGAAGGGGUCAGGCAGCACCAGGGGAUAUGCCCAACUCACUGCCUGCUGGAAGCUCUGUGGGAAUCAGAUGAAACUUGGGGAAAUUGUGACUCUGUUCCCUGCUCAGGGCCCCCUGCCCUUCUAUCUGGGAGCUAGGGAAGGUAUAGGGGGAGGAAGGAGAAUGGAUUUAUAGCUACCCUUACCCUCACACAUACACUUGAAAAAAACUUUCAGCCUAGCCAAUUCUAGCCCGUGUCUUCUUAGACAUAGCUCCCUUUCUGGGUGAACUAUAGGCUCUGUGCCUCUCAGACAAAUUCUGAUCUCUAAGAGAUCCCCAGACCUCACUUGCCUCUGCCUCCAUCUCGGCCCCGAUUCAACCCUAAGAUGAUAGCACAACAAAAUUCUUCAUAAAUAUAUUUUUAUUCACCUGUUCCAUGCUAUAUGGAGGCUAAGUCCAUUUAGUGACAUUUCUUCCCAUAAUGUGAGUGGGAAGGAUUGUGGGGAGGAGGGGCUUUGGGUUCCUGUGUUUGUGCAUAUGAAGGGAGAUGGGGGUUAGGUGGAGGAGGAGGGUAGCGUGGUUAGCUAAGGUUAUUGCUUUUUGUGGCAAAUCUAAUUAAAUGACAGGAAUCUCUUCA
Molecule: messenger RNA, 1701 nt
Organism: Rhinopithecus roxellana (golden snub-nosed monkey)
Lineage: Eukaryota; Metazoa; Chordata; Mammalia; Primates; Cercopithecidae
Gene: PRKAG1
Product: protein kinase AMP-activated non-catalytic subunit gamma 1
Exons: 12
Coding region: 85-1080 (331 amino acids)
Source: RefSeq, a predicted model, not a curated record